AUGGCUGGUGCAACAAGCAUUCGCAGUGCCAGGCUGGUUGGCGAAAUCCGGAGUGGAUACCUUGAAAGAGGUCUUGAAGCCUCCAAAGACAUCCUCUUGAAGGGCACCAUUGCCUUUGCGUUUCUCAGUGCCGGUAUUAGCGCCUUCUUCCCGAAGUUCGGGAGUGACCCAAAGAGCCCUUGUGACGGCAUAGAAGGUGAGGAUUGGGGGAAGUGCGUUUGGCAGCAAAUCUUUCCGCUGGUCGAAGAGUUUGUGGAUGCGAAGUUUGAUGACUUCACAGCAAAGCUUUGGGAUGCUCAUCUGAGGGGUUGGCAGAACCGCCUCUGGUACAUCGAGACCACAGUGAAGGAGAACACGGGUAGCCAGAAGUAUGUCCCCGAAAAGGUCAGCAAGAAGAUGUAUCAGGACUUGGACAGUCUUCAUCAAGGGCUUAUCCAAGCUGCGCCGGCCUUCAUGAUGCCUUUCAACAAGGGGAGUAUUGCCGGACUCUACAUGUCGCAGUUUUCAGCCUUGCACGUGAACGUGAUGACCACGUUGUUGGCUGACGAGCAACACCAGACUGAAGGCUUUCGCGUCACGACGCAGGAGAUCCUUCUUUGCUAUGCGCGCCUCGUGGUGAAGAGGACCCUUGAGGCGCGUGAGGAGCGCUUGAAGGCUUUCGAAGUGGACAACAGCUGCGGCAAGUCGACGUGCUGCCUGAGCGUCCCGGGGCAGAAAUGCCAGUUUGCAUGCCCGAACAUCUGCCGCAAAUACGAGGACACAUGGCAGCAUUGUGACUGGAGCCCUGGGAAAUGCGAAAUCAGCGACAGCAGGAAGUGUGUCAAGGGCACGGUACUUCCAUUCGGUUGCGAAGAUACCAAAAAAGACACGUGUUCGUCCUCCUCAGAAGGCAUCAAAUGGGAUUGCCAUGUCGAUCAUGUGAAUGACCAGCUUGAUACAAUGUGGUCAAUGUGGUUGGCUCCGGUACCCCAUUGGCUUGACCUCGUCGUCCAGAUGGACGCUUUGAACAUCAAGAAGACAACAGAAGCUCAAAGUGGCUUUUAUUGUCCGCUGUAA
Molecule: messenger RNA, 1056 nt
Organism: Symbiodinium sp. CCMP2592
Lineage: Eukaryota; Dinophyceae; Suessiales; Symbiodiniaceae
Source: the annotation of a GenBank genome assembly